AUGAGCUUUCCUAAUAAUAAUGAAGGACCGUUCUCAAGUCGGCCAGAUGCACCCGGAGCAUCGUUUUACGACUCGCUGGCCGUCGAGGGCACCAACGCUUUUGAGUCCAAUUUCCAAGAGCCAGAAGAGGGUCCAUUUGAUGGAGAAUACCAGGAAAACUCCCAGUCUAACAAUUCUCAAGGCGGAGACCAACCAUCAUUGGAGGAAUUACAGAAUUUAUACUAUACAAAGGGGUUAGAGGAGCUAGAAUCACUCCAAUUGCUCGAUCUUUCCCCAUUGGCAACAUGGAAACUUUCAUCUCACAAGCAGGGCUUUGGGCUCCAGCAACUACGCAACGACUCACCAAACACGUACUGGCAGUCCGAUGGCAGCACAGAAAACAACAUGGAACACCGCACCAAUGUCGAUGGAAAUCAACUCAACCAUCCUCAUAGCGUGAACCUCCAAUUCAGUAAGAAGGUAUCAUUGGAGAGAAUCUCCAUUUUUACGAAUUACCAACUUGACGAGUCGUAUACUCCGCUGAAAAUCAAGAUCAUGGCAGGCGGAUCAAAUUGGGACCUCACGGAAGUUUGCGUAGUCAAUCUUGACAAACCAAUUGGCUGGUCUCACAUAAUCUUUAAAGGUGUGCGAGGAGAUGGACUUCUCAAGUGUUUUAUUGUGAAGAUCAUCAUUUUGGCCAACCAUCAGGAUGGAAAGGACUCGCAUGUGCGAGCAAUUCGGUGUUUCGGAAAGAAAUCUACCGUGUCAUUUAUCGGAACUCCCCAUGAGUCCUUCAUUCUCAAGGAUACGAGCACCCAUUCGAGUCUUUCUGGUAUUCUGUUAAAUCACCUCAGUAACAAUAAAAUUCGAAUGGAUUCGUUUGAGGGAAGCUUCGACGAGGACGAAGAAGAUGAGGAAAGAUUAUAG
This is a messenger RNA of Sungouiella intermedia, 906 nucleotides long. NCBI's taxonomy places the organism in Eukaryota, Fungi, Ascomycota, Pichiomycetes, Serinales, Metschnikowiaceae. The record is from the annotation of a GenBank genome assembly.